AGGCAGGCUUGGUUUCCGUUCCCCCUUUUUCUCUCUUGCGUUCUCGUAGUUUUGAUUCCUCCUUGUUGAUCCCGAUAUUUUUCGCAUAAAGUUUUGCGCUUAUAAUUUGGCAGGAUUCAUUACUGAAUUCGCCUAUAAUGACUUUGAAUUUGGGUUCGACUCUACUUCACACGACUCUCGUUUAUUCAUCAUGUCCUUUCUUUUUCGUGUGAUAAUGUCUACAUCCAGAAACGAAUUUUUCUGAAUGAAAGUAGAGCUGGCUCGACUGAGAAAUAUGGCUGGCGUUUAGCGGACUUGUCAUCGUGUUCGCGCUACGCCGAGCUAGCGGUAUGCUUUCCGACGACAGUUGUUGACUCCUUUGUGACGCAACAUAAAGAUGGCGAGCGACCCGUGUGCGGUGGAUUUUUACCAGGUGAUGGGCCUUCCGGCCUACUGCCAAGACUUGAACUUGGUCCGGAAAGCCUACACAUCCUUGUCGAAAGAACGGCAUCCAGAUAAACCUGGCGGAUCCAAGGAGCAGUUUCAGCAAUUGAAAGAUGCAUACGAUACACUGGUGGAUGCGGAUAAGAAAGCGCUCUAUGACAGCCUCUAUGCGAGACGGUUUAAUUCAACAUUUGCCAGAAAGACAGCAGCUAGUUCGAGAGGAACCACUACAUCAACAACCGCGCCGUCAGCUAGUUCGUCGACUAGAAGUAGCUACUUUCGGGAUGGCGCAGCAGGUCCCGGUUUUAGGUCAAGCAAACGGCCGAGCGCGGAUGACGGUGCGAGAGAGAAAGCGGAACCCAAUGCGAAGUUUCGCAGCCGAGCAGAGUUUCGUGCUUUCUACGAGACGCGGCGGAACGCGGGCACUGUGCCAGAGCCCAUGAGCGGUAACGUGUACGAGCGCAUUUACGAAGAACAGGAGCGUCGAUGGCGGGCUCGCGCUGCGAAGGCCGAUGCAGAAACGCGCGGUCCAGAUGGCAGCUACUUCAACGCUGGUGGCGUGCCCUUUGCCGGCACCUCUUUUCGAGGCAAGAAGGGAGAGGAACCAGGAUACCGAGACCGGCCAGGGAAGACGCGCGUCGAGCAUAAGUAUGGGGCUGCUGCUGCUGAAUGGGCGAAGAAACACUACGCCUUCACACGUAAGAAAAAAAAUCGGGGACCGCAUCGAUCAGCCGAUGGAGAAGAGGAAACCUCUUCUUCCGGUGCGGAAGCGGGCGAAUUUUUCGGGAAUGAUUAUCCUUCCGAGGACGAAGAUGUAGACGACCCGCAAAGUAGAAAACGACCUCGAAAGAAUCCGUUCUUCGACGACGAUGACGAUUUCCUGAAACGCGGUUUGGAUUCAGAAGACAACGAGGACGGCCCUACGUUUGCGGGCUUUGAGGACGAAUUUGAGACUGAGGCGCAAUUCCGUAGACGCACAACUGGCUUUGACGCCGAUGAUCACGUGGAACAGGAUGAAUUCUUUCCAGCACCGGAAGACGAAUUUUUUCCUGGUGCAUAUUUUGGCGGUCGAAAAAGGCGGUCUCGAAGUGGCUCACCUCGCGUAAAUACAUCCUUUAGUAGCUCUACUUCACAUAAACCUCGGACGAAGGCUCCAGCUCCACAUGAAUCAUCCUCGAAAAACGAUAAGAAAACAGCUACGGCCAAGUUCUCCUUCUACAAAGUUGGGGCUGCAGCUCCAUCGUCCACGUUCGCUGGUGUAGGGGAAGAUAUGGCGAGCGACAGGGCAACGUGCUCUGAUGCCUUUUCAUGGACGUCGGCGAGACGGGUUGAGGCCAAUUACAUGGAUCUUGGAAGCUAUGGCGCAGAGUUUUUUGAUCUCGGUAGGGAUGGGGACGAGCAGGAUUUCGACCGCGAUGAUGUUGACGAUAAAAGUCAGGAGGAUGCGCAAGCAGAAACUCUUCCAGCUGCAGCCGUCGAGCAGCAGCAAGACGCGGAUGUACAAGCAUCCGAUACACACCUUGGUGAGGCUCGACAAUCAACAGGCUCAAGUAAGUCUAAGGGCGGCAAAAAACUGACCGAAGCGACCGUCAAUGCAGUCGCUGAAGAUCAGUCCGCGGAUCCGACCCUACCUCCCGCGAAAGCAGUAGAUGCAGCCGCAAAAUCAGGCUCAGCAGGUCCAGCGGCCGGUAAGUCGACAACGCCAGAAGGAGAAUCGGCAGUUGUGGAACCAAAUAGUGGUUCGCGAAAAAAGUGGAAAAAUGCAGCUGCGUCGAAGAAGCGCAAGGACCCCAGAAAGGGAGAUGUGAUCAGCCUAUCUUCUGGGAGCGAGUCUUCUGAUGUAGAGAUGCAAGUUAUCGAUUUGGAUUCCGAUGCCGAUCAGGACCCAGAAAACGACUUCAAAGGGCAAUUUCCUGGGUGGGGUAAGCGUCUUCUUCCACAGCCGCCACCAGCAAUGCAACUUACACCACCAGGGCAGAAGAGCGCGAAAAACGCGGAAUUCGACUUACUGCUAUCACGGUUGGAGGAAUUGGGCGAUGCAAAAAUUGACAGGGGUAAACAAAAGAAUGCGCGGAAUCUAUCUUCCACUCCUGGCAAUCCUUUCGCGUCGUCUGCAUCGUCUUCAUUUCAAAAUGGCAUGUCUGCUCCCGGCAUCGAAGACACGACAAAUCAAGCAGCGUUUCCGCCGCCGGUCACACCGUCAAUCAUAGAAACUGAGCCAUCAGCUGCAAGUGCUCCCACCGAAGCAGAGAUGAAGAAAGCCGGAGGUACUAGUUCGACUUCAACAUCCGCGCCGAACACGAGCUCGGCAGUAGAAGAUGCAUCUGAUGUUGCAAGUGCGACACAGCUCACAAACAUGGGGAUCAUGAUGAACAUGAUGCAAACAAUGAUGUCAAAUAUGAUGAACAUGGCAUCGGGAAGCAAUCAAACUGCAGCGCAGCCUCCCCAGUCAGGAACGAUGAUGAUCAACAACAACAUUGUGACAACGAUGGGAGGUGGGAUUAUUUUGCCGGCCAACGGCAGCUCAGGUCCUACUACUUCUAAAAACAUCAAACAUGCUGGUGCUCACAUAGUACCGAACAAGGGCCAUGGCCAGCUGAUUCUGCCGCCAACUGGUGCCAAAGGAUCCUCAAACAGUGGAAAAAAUGGGAAAAAGGGCAAAGGAAAAGAUCAGCAUGCGAGCAAGACUGGUAUAGGCUUGAAGUCAUAUUUCAGUAAGGGUAGUGCUGGAGGAAGCAAAGCGAGCAAAGCUAGUAGUGGCAAGGCGAAAGCAGGCGAAGGGGAAGGCGCUCAUAAUCAACACGCCUCGGCCUCGACACUGUCCCGCGACGAGUGGAACCGAAACAGAGAAGGGGCCAUGCGCCAGCCUACUUCUAGCUCUGAGGCUGCCUCACGUCCACAAUUGCGCCCAUUUUGCCGGGAGGACGGAGCGGCAUCUGCACAAGAUACCUCGGUAGAUUCUGCAGGCAACCCUUUCAGCAGUCUGGCUGGCGGGAAUAUCGCAUUAUCUUCAAAAUCUUCUGCUCCUCACGCGUCUAAGAGUGCAGCUGGAGGAGGUACUGCAACUAAAAAAGGGUUCUCUGCGUCUGCUUAUUCAUCAUCGUCUACUUCGGAAGCCACAGGGACAACUAGGGAGAGAGGGCCUCAGGCUAGUCGGCAUGAAGGAAGACGUAAUGAUGCGGAUAUGUUGGAUCCUAACGUAACCUUAAACAGGAAUCGUCGAGAACAGGCAGGGAGAGAGCCCACGCAGCAUUAUUCGGGUUAUUCCAUGAGCUACGGAGUCGACCCACUCGGCACGUCGAAGUCCAACUAUAACGACGACCCUCCUGCGAAUACUAAAGGUACAGGUAGUUUAUCAUCUGGUGCAACAUCUUCUACUACUACAGCUGUUGGUGCAAUUCCAGAUUUUAGUCAGAUGGGUGCGGCAGUGGAGUUUGGGGUCAUACGCUCCAGGCCUUUGCUCUACGAAGGAGAUGAAAAACCUUCGUCAGAACAAGAUGCUGCGAAUGAUAAUCACAACAGUGGGGCUGAGCCUCCCCAACAUCGUAGUCGCGACCGUGACCGCAACAGAAGAAACGACCGCGAGAGAAAUAAUAGAAGUAGAGAAGAUCCCAAAACUACCAGGGGAUCGCAGCGCAGACGAGGUCCUCGCUCUAGAGAGAGAGACAAGAAAGAGAAGCAUAACGAGGUGUCGAAGACUUCCAGCAAGCAAUCUUCAAAUUCAGCCAGAGUAGGAGGUGGCUCAUCAUGUUCCUCGUCAUCGUCAUGGAAGGAGUUUAGCAGUAGAAUAGAGCCCCAAAGUGGGAGGCUACGGCGGCACAACAAGGCGGGCACGAAUGGCACAGAAGUAGAGAGUUCAGCUGAGGCCGAAGCAGGUUCAGAGGCUACUAACCCUUUUGCUGAUGGCGCUGUCGGAAAUCAAGCUAAUGUGGAUACUGACGCAGUAGGAGAACUCGCAGCAGGAGAAGAUGAGAUCUAUCUCCUCUCUGAAAACAUGCUCUCGGGAAACUUGCUGGAUCAAUUAAGCGAUAACGACUGACGCAUAUGCAUACUUCUACAGCAUGACUACGCUGACUUCUAUAAAUAUCAUGAAUGUUGUACGAGCUUGCGUCCAUCUUCUGGACGAUCCAUCUUCUUUUUUCCCGCAGUAGUUAUUCGUGGUGCACAGCUUGAGGAUUUAUAGGUUGGCUCCUGUUCGCCUCGUGCCGGGAGUCCUGGGGUGCAGGUGGUGCUUAUGGCCCAGGACCCUGACCACAUCCCUCACUUCAUCGGUCAAAGUUAAAACAUAACAGGUUUCAACAUAUACGCUUUCUCUCUCCCCACCAUCUUAUCCACUAUCAACCUCGUCUUUAAUCACUAAACUUAUUAAUGCAGGGGUUAGUAUCCUAAACGACCUACAAUCUAGUCCUCUCAUCAUUAUUCGCGUUUCAUUCCUCGCUCUGGUGAGAAGCCAGCAAUAUGAAAAAGAUAAGGAAUAUAUGGUCGGGGCAACAUACGCAUCCACAUGUCGCUGCAGCACGGUGUUUCAAUGUUCGACAGCUGGCGCUGGAAGAACACUUAAAAUCCGUUUUUACGAAACUGUCCCGAGGUAUCUUUUGGGAGCAGAUAAAUAACACGGCUUGGAACAUGAACAAGAAAUUAGUAAUUAAUGUCUAUCUUUAUCGGUACUGCAACUGCUGUAAGUGAAUCUUUUUCAUUAGAAGUGGCGGAGAGGAGGGUAGAGUUGAGUACAAGAUUUUCGGGAGUGCCUCUGCAAUUGGUUGUCACCGAGGAAAAGCCCGACAUCGGGCAAUGAAGAAGAGAACAACUAAGUCG
Molecule: messenger RNA, 5238 nt
Organism: Amoebophrya sp. A25
Lineage: Eukaryota; Dinophyceae; Syndiniales; Amoebophryaceae
Source: the annotation of a GenBank genome assembly